UCCAGAAAAGCGUUCGGGUAGAGUGGAUUUCCGUUGCGAAAGCUGGACCGUGGAGUCUGCCAUGUGGAGCCGACCCAAGGACAUGACCGAUCAUUUUCUUUUGUCCGAAUGACAUCUAUUUUUAAUGUACGUUGCCGGGCUCGCGAUUUUUACCCUUCUACUUCGCCGCGCGCUGCCCGUAUCUCCCGGAUCUCGAGACGUUGCCUCAGGAUAUGACCCGUUGUCCUUCAGAUGUUCACCUGGACCAUCCACCAAGGCUUUACCAGCCAGCUUCAGGACAGCAGCAAAUGCGCAGUUGUGCCGGACGCCACGCGGACCAUUCUGCUUCCAAAGCUCGCCUCUCAUCUCACGACUACGGCUCACCAUUGUCCUUUCUGCCAGAGCGAUUUCGUUAUCGAAUGCAUCAGGGCUUAUGGAGCGUUUUCGCACAUAUCCGCUUGUAUAUACCUUGUUCACCACGAAGAGCAUGUUUCAUGACUGGAUGGCCAUUUGAUGUUUGCAUAGCUUGCGAUGGAAUGGCAGAGGGUACGCGUACGGAAUCAGACUGCUUAAUCGUCGUUCAACUGCAACACCUGCUGCUCGGCUCGCGGAUCGAUCUCCCCGGUGGUUGCUUUCUUUCUAUUCGCCCCGAUAAGGGUUCCCAGCCUUCCGUUCACCCAGGACGUUUGAUGCCCAAGCCGAGAUAUUGGGCUGGAACGUGGCUGGUGUGGUGUGCUUUGCUUAUUACCGGUAGACUAUGGACGGGAAGAGUAGUAGUGAGAAAAUGUGACUGUGGAGCACAAUCGUGCAGGCUAGGUGUAGGAAUUUCACUAGGGCUAGAAUUAAUGUGAGGGUUUGGAUUGGAUGGGAGGGUGCUGAUUCGGGCCUUUUGAAGGCUUGUUGGCUUUAGUGGCUAGUGGGUUUGGACUCCGCGGAGGAGGAGGGCGGGAGUUGGGAAGUUGGGAAGUUAGUUACUUCUAGGUAGGGGUAGGAAUUUACUAGGGGCAAUGUGGAAGGUAGCUGACGUGAGCGCGAGGGAUGGGGACUGGGGGUUAUGGCUGUUGUUGCUGUGGAUGGGAAAAAGUAUCGAUAUU
Molecule: messenger RNA, 1073 nt
Organism: Trematosphaeria pertusa
Lineage: Eukaryota; Fungi; Ascomycota; Dothideomycetes; Pleosporales; Trematosphaeriaceae
Exons: 2
Coding region: 213-830 (205 amino acids)
Source: RefSeq, a predicted model, not a curated record